UUUUUUAGUGGGUCAGGAGUGUUUCAACGACACACCAACUUUAUUAAUGUUGUGUCCUAAGAAAACCUAAAAUUCAAUUCGGCUCCAAGUCUCCAAUUGAAAUAAGAAAACGCGAUGCCCUUGGCGUUUUCCCUCCCGCAAAUUUCACUUCCCUCCCCAAAUUUCACUUCCCUCUUCAAUUGAAACCCACCAGAAGAAACUCAUUCACUCCAUUUCCCUUUUUUAGUUGUAAUAGAAAAAAGAGAACAAACUCGAGCUGAAAACACCUUCGAUCUGAUUCGACUCGGUGGAGGAGGCGGCGACUCAUAACAAGGGUUCAACUCAUAGUAAGGUGUGAGACAUGUUCUGGGAAAAAUUUCAGUAGAAGCAUGUUGAGGUUCCGAUCCCAACUCUGAAGAAAGAUGAGGUUUUGCUGAAUUGGAAGUGGCUAGUAUAAUCCAAUUGAUUGUUUGGAGUGGGAGUUCUGGAGGUCUAUGGGAAGUUGCUGCACUAAAUUGUUAAUCUCUAGGUCAGUUUCCCUGAUCCCUUCCUAUUAUUUAUUAAUUAGGGACUUGCACAAGGCAGGGUUAUAUCAGUGGUUGCUUCGAAUAUAGCUAUUUGUUCAGAUUCAUGGCUCAUGGUUAGUAUCACUUGUUCUUAAUGAAUUUAUGUUUUUGGGAUUAUAUAAAUGAACUAAGAAUCAAUGCUAAAUGCAAUUACAUCUUUCGUUUACAUAUGUGCUUGCAGGAAAUAAAAGACCAAGGCUUUUGAAUAGCAGAUGAUUAGAUACUUAAAGCCUUAAAGGCUGGUUCCAUCUCCUUUUUUUUUUUCCCUUGAAUAAUUAAGUAGCUAGUUCUCUGUAGUGUACCAAUGUCUAAGAGGUUAGUUUUCGAUGAUUCUUGUUUGAUGUUUUUGUAGAAGUAAGUUGUUGCUAAUAUGAAAAUGCUAAUAUGAAAACCAUAAUUGCAAGGGAGGCUAAAAUGUUUUACCCUGUCUAAUGAUGGAUUCAUUUCAACUGUCAAGUUGAUUGGUUUUGGAAUGUACAAACUGAAGAUCUUAGACUAGCUGGAUGUUUUUUGUGUUACUAAAAUACUUGUCAAUGUGUUGUAGGACUUUUUUUUUGUGUCCGUGGUCAUCAGGCAACACCCUGAACUUAAGGAUAGGCCUGUAGAUGUAUGUCAUUCUGAUAAUUCACAGGGCACUGCUAAAUUUCAUCUACAAACUACCCUGCUCGAGAUUAUGGUUUGUUUUGGAGUGAUGGCUGCGAUGUUUGUUAGAGAUGCUAAGGCUCUUUGUCCACACCUUGUCAUUCUUCCUUAUGAUUUUGCAGCGUAUGAGGAGGUAGCUAAUCAGUUCUAUGACAUUCUACAUAAGCACUGUAGAAAAGUACAAGCAGUAAGCUGUGACGAAGCAUUUUUAGAUGUCACAUUCUUGGAAGGGGUAGAUAUGGAUAUGUUAGCCUCAAUUAUAAUACAAGAGAUCUUUGAGACUACUGGAUGCAUUGCAAGUGCUGGCAUAGCUAGAAAUAUGCUCAUGCCUUGCCUUACAACAAGAACUGCUAAACCAGAUGGUCGAUGCAACAUUCCUCCCAAAAGGGGGCAUGAUUAUUUAUAUGAACUUCCCAUCAAGACGCUUCUAGGAAUAGGACACGUUUUAGAGGAGAAGUUGAAGAAGCGAAAUGUUUUGACGUGUGGACAAUUGCGCAUGAUUCCUAAGCCUUGCAAUGUGGUUUGUAGUAGCUAUUUUUAUGCUGGUGGAUGUGUAUGGUUGGCACGUUUAUCUUUGGCUAUCCUAUGUUCCACUUUUGGUCAUUCUGGUCCUAGGAACCAAACUUGAAAACAUUACUAACAUUGCUGCUUUGGACCUUGUAGAAUGCAUUUGAGCUUGCCUUCUUUGUUUGCGUUCCUGCCCAAUUCGGAGUAAAAUUGUGCUACCACGAGCACACUAUGAUCAUUGUUACAAGAGUUUUCUUAGUGGUGACCACCCAAGUCCUCUGUAGCUACAUUACUCUUCCUCCGUAUGCACUUGUAACACAGAGAUGGGUUCACAAUUCAAGGUUAAGAUACUAGAAGAUAACAUGGCUGGCAUUCUAAAGCAAUGGCACAGUGAUGUGAGGAGGAAAGGGAAGAAGGAAGAACAAGAAUCACAAUCGUGCAGCACGUCUUUUUCCAUGGAAUGGAGCUCCAUGAGGCACAACAUAUGUAUAUGCAGAUUUCUUACUUCUGAUAUGAAUCAAAUUAGUUAUAUAUAUUUGAAGCCUACUUAGUGUAGGAGCAACUUUGAAUUAAAUUGGUCAAAACAGUAGAGUAGGACAUUUUGGAUCUUUAUUCUCCUUUAGUGAGAUGGGCUUUUGGUGUUUGUAGAUUACUUGUAUUGGAUGUUUUCUAUAUCAGUUCUCAUAUUAUAAGGACUC
Rosa chinensis is the source of this 2392-nucleotide messenger RNA. Its product is annotated as DNA repair protein REV1. Gene Ontology annotation, cellular component: nucleus. The transcript is spliced from 13 exons. Lineage: Eukaryota; Viridiplantae; Streptophyta; Magnoliopsida; Rosales; Rosaceae. The record is from RefSeq and is a predicted model, not a curated record. The coding region runs from base 1219 to 1815 and encodes 198 amino acids. Gene Ontology annotation, biological process: error-free translesion synthesis; error-prone translesion synthesis. Gene Ontology annotation, molecular function: DNA-directed DNA polymerase activity; deoxycytidyl transferase activity.